UUACACCAUAGCCACAACAAUGGAGCCUAGAAGUCUGUACGUAAUCCUGCUAUAUAUACUCUUUCUGGAGCAAAGGAGACAUAUCAAAGAAGAAUUGAUACAGCUGAACAUACAGAAGAGCAACUUCAGAAAGAGAGAUAUUUAGCAAAUGGGAAGGAAUCCUUGUUGUGUAAAGGAAGGUUUGAAUAGAGGUGCUUGGACUGCUCGUGAAGACAAAAUCCUCAAAGACUAUGUUGCAGAACACGGCGAAGGCCGAUGGAGAAACCUCCCUAGAAAAGCCGGUCUACAGAGAUGCGGGAAGAGUUGCAGGCUCCGUUGGUUAAAUUAUCUGAGACCAGAUAUUAAGAGAGGGAAUAUCUCACGGGAUGAAGAAGAGCUAAUCAUCAGACUUCACAAACUCUUGGGGAACAGAUGGAGUCUGAUAGCUGGGCGGCUUCCAGGGCGAACAGACAAUGAAAUAAAGAACUACUGGAAUACAAACCUAGCCAAAAAGCUUCAUCAACAACCCCACCCACCAUUGAAGAUGGAACCAGAUGAACAUGUAAUAAUACGAACCAAGGCAGUUAGAUGCUGCAGGGUUUCAUUAAAUCCAGAGAACUGGAAAAAGAGUGAAAAUUUUGGCACCAACGUUGACUCAAAGGCAGGAGCAUCAAUGCUGCAGGAUGCAGAAGAUAAAUCAAUAUCAAUGGAAUUUAAUAAUCGGACGUCGUCUUCCUUUGGUGAUGAAGGAAAUAAUAAUAAUCAAUCGGAUUUACUGUUGGACUUCAACGUGGGAGAGUUUAGUUUAUCAGAUCUUCUAAAUUCCGACAUAUGUGGAACCUCUUCAGCUACUCACAGCAACAAUGACGGUAACAUAUUAACUCCUAAUUCUUCCGAAAUACCUCCAUUCUUCUCUGACGAAAUGCUCCAAGACUUCUGGAGUGUUGACGCGAAUGUGGCUUCAAAUCUCCAUUAUUCAUUCACUUCGCUUUUCGAGACGACUGGAGGGGACUGGCUACCGGAUGCCUAUUGAGUGAUCGAGACUGUUAAUUAGUUAGCCUUGUCGUAUGUACAAAUUUAUCUGUACUAAUUAAAAUAAAAAUGUUUGAAUAAAUAAAUUUAAAAUAGUAAAAAAAA
Molecule: messenger RNA, 1116 nt
Organism: Mangifera indica (mango)
Lineage: Eukaryota; Viridiplantae; Streptophyta; Magnoliopsida; Sapindales; Anacardiaceae
Product: transcription factor MYB1-like
Exons: 3
Coding region: 149-1012 (287 amino acids)
Source: RefSeq, a predicted model, not a curated record